AGAGUACGACAGUGAGAUAAGCGCCCUCUGUGACCAAAUGAUGAACCUUCAAUUCCGUUCCAAAACAAUAGCGCUCAAAAACUGGGAAACACGCUUUAAGUUUUGUAAUCGAUAGUUUUCAAGGCAUAAGACGAAGAAUGGGGUGCAGUGCUAUUGGUUGUACAGUUCGAAUAGGUGUGCCCUUAUUUUCAACCCCCAACAAUCGUUCUAGACGGAAGCUAUGGCUUUUAAAGAUGAAAAGAUGCCGUUGGACCCCCAAUGCCAAUUCAAGACUCUGUGCCAAUCACUUCACCCAGGACCAAUUCCGCACUGAUCUCAGAGACAAACAAGGGCGCUUGUACAAGGCAGGCCGCAAGACACUUAAGUCAAAUGCCGUACCAACAGUCUUCCAUUUUUCCAAAGAACCAGUCCACAGAAAGCCUCCUAUGGCAAGGCCGCCUCCUCCUUCCCCACCGCAUUUGCCAAACCAUGCUUGCCUACAGAGUGCUGUGAAUAUUGACAUCAAUGGCAACGUUGGGGAAAGAUUCCUUGAAAAGGUCGUGGAUGAAGGUUUAGUUUUGGAUCAAAACAAGGUGUCUAAUGCUUGUCAGACAGAUGAGAACAGUGACAGCCUUAGAGCAAUGAGGCUAAGAAUAACUCAACUCGAGGUCGAGGCAAAGCAACUGAAGAAUGCCCUGUCAUUGGUAUUUAACGAGGACCAGAUUAAGGCAAUGAGUCGAAAAUCUGGGCGCGUCCGUGAAUGGUCGAAUGGGACCAUGAAAAAAGCUCUUCAAUUGUACUUUUCUUGCGGAACAACAGGAUAUGAAACUCUCCGAGAUCAAGGUCAGCCACUCCCUUCCCUCACCACCCUUAAGGAGAAAACCAGUCUUUUGAAUUUUGAACCUGGUUUGUUGGAUGACGUCUUUCAUUUGAUGGCAACGAAAGGCGAGAAAAUGACUGCACCUGAGAGAGAAUGCGUCCUAAUGCUUGAUGAAAUGGCGAUAAAGCCAAAGAUUAAAUUUGACCCGGCGCAACAGAGUUUCAUUGGUUUUCCAACAAUAGCAAUAUCUACAGCAAGUCAGAAGCGGAAGAAAGACCAAAACACAAAAGAUGCUCUAGCCACUCAUGUACUCGUGUUUAUGAUUGCUGGUAUUACCACAAGGUGGAAACAGAUUGUGGCUUAUGAGUAUACUGGAUCUUCUUUUGAAAGCAAGCACGUCGCCAAUAUCAUCAAGAACAUCAUUGAGAGAAGUGAACGUAUAGGGUUUAUUAUUCGAUCUGUUGUAAUGGUCAUGGGUCCUUGCAAUCAGGGGGUUUAGAACGAG
This is a messenger RNA of Tigriopus californicus, 1304 nucleotides long. RefSeq lists its product as uncharacterized. The record is from RefSeq and is a predicted model, not a curated record. Bases 138 to 1298 code for a protein of 386 amino acids. The transcript is spliced from 2 exons. NCBI's taxonomy places the organism in Eukaryota, Metazoa, Arthropoda, Copepoda, Harpacticoida, Harpacticidae.